AGAACAUACCACAGGCAAAGACACCAUGAUGUUGCUGCUUGCUUUAUUGCUGCACUUAGUGGCUGUGACCUGGACCCAACAUGAUUACUAUUACUCUCAGCAUGAUUAUUCCCCAGAUGAUCAGUGGGUGAAUCUUUUUAGACAGGGCUUUAAUUUCCAGUGCCCACACGGACAGGUAGUAGUUGCUAUACGUAGUACAUAUAGCAAAAAAGAAGGUUCGGACCGACAGUGGAACUACGGAUGUAUGCCAACGCCACAUGAGCUUGGGGAACUGACUGAAUGUUGGUGGGAAGAAAUUAACAGAGCUGGAAUGGAAUGGUAUCAAACAUGUUCCAACAAUGGACUUGUAGCAGGAUUCCAAAGCCAGUACUUUGAGGCAGUGUUGGAUCGAGAAUGGCAAUUUUACUGCUGCCGUUACAGUAAAAGAUGUUCGUAUGGUUGCUGGUUGACAACAGAAUAUCCGGGGCAUUAUGGGGAGGAGUCAGACAUGGUCCUUUAUUCAUACGGCUUUUACAUCCGAGGAGCAACCACCACUUUCUCUGGUGUUGAGAGGGAUCGUCAGUGGAAAUAUAUAAUGUGCAGAAUGACAGACUUCAACUGCGAAUUUGAAAACUUCUAAACGUGCCCCCUCAACCUAUCGACAUAGAACCCGUCCCUUCAUUUCUUCACAUCACUUCAAGUUAAUGUUAGCUUAAAUAAAGUUUCUUUUUUUUUAUUUCUUCCAGCAUUUCAUUUAAUUCAUUAUUGCCACUAACACAUAAACCAUAGAAUUAUAUAACAAAUGAUAUAUUUGUAAAAUGGUUCAGUUUAUAUGGUAUCUGUUGCUAUACAAACCUUAGUACUGCAAAAUCCAGUAUAUUGUUUCUUUUUUCUUUCACAAAACCAUGUAUGCACCAGUAACACCAAUCAUUAAUGUAAGAGAAAUAUAUUAAAACAAAAGCAGAACAGCCGACGUAUACUUUCAAUGCACAAACAUAAUCCCAUUGUAUGCUUGCUAAAAAGCUGUUAUAAUUAAAAUUGUGUCAGAAUUAAA
Messenger RNA from Xenopus laevis (African clawed frog), 1033 nucleotides. It is a transcript of the gene dpt.S, whose product is annotated as dermatopontin S homeolog. Gene Ontology annotation, cellular component: extracellular region; extracellular matrix. The transcript is spliced from 4 exons. Gene Ontology annotation, biological process: collagen fibril organization. The record is from RefSeq and is a predicted model, not a curated record. NCBI's taxonomy places the organism in Eukaryota, Metazoa, Chordata, Amphibia, Anura, Pipidae. Bases 26 to 619 code for a protein of 197 amino acids.